Messenger RNA from Sphaeramia orbicularis (orbiculate cardinalfish), 561 nucleotides. Its product is annotated as proline-rich protein 29-like. The transcript is spliced from 6 exons. Bases 1 to 561 code for a protein of 186 amino acids. The record is from RefSeq and is a predicted model, not a curated record. Lineage: Eukaryota; Metazoa; Chordata; Actinopteri; Kurtiformes; Apogonidae.
AUGGCGUGGACGGAAGCCUUUUAUCCACAACCCUAUGAUCCACAUGUUUUGCAGAUAUUUCCCGCUCCUCAGCAGCCCACCACCACCAUCCUGCAGCAGCUCCCAGCCGCCAUCAUGCCUCCUGGCUCUGCUCCUUCCAUUAGGCCUGGUGGUCACGUCAAGGAGGACCUGGUGGAGAUGAUGAUGAUCCAGAACGCCCAGAUGCACCAGGUCAUCAUGAGCAACAUGACCGUGUCUGCACUCAGAUCGUUUGGAUACGUCAGUCCUCCAUCUGGACCCGUGACUCCCAGAGAUCUGCAUCUAAUUCAAGAAAGUGAGACUGACCCAGAGAUAUUCCACCAUUAUUACCAACCGGCCCCGCACCUGUCCUAUCCAGCAUGGCUCCUGCCUCAGGCCACGCUGAUAUACCAAAACCCCAACAAACCCACAACUGCUGCGCUCCGCAACGACAGACCUGACGUCCCUCUUCCUCCUCCUCCACCUCCACUCAUCACCACUGGGACAAUAUCAGCUGAUGUCACUCCUGCAGCAGAGAAUAACAGCGCUGAAGAGGAACGAUAA